AAAACAGCCCGACUCAACAGCGACGGUCUACAAUCUUGACAACCCUUGGGAAGUUGUGACGGACUGCAAUCAGUAUCGAAAACAGACUAACAUAGAUACGAUGGCAGAUAAACCUUACCAGGAGAACGGGCAUUUCACACGUCCCGCAAGUACCUUUCGGAAUUUCGUUUCCAAAGCAGCCGGAUCCAAGUACCCGCCAGAACCAAAUCGCUAUGCGUUAUACUUGUCCCCCGGCUGUCCUUGGGCACACCGCACUCUCAUCGUGCGUAAGCUCAAGGGGCUUGAGUCCAUCAUUGACCUGUACUUGUUGAAGAUGCACAUGGGCCCCGAGGGUUGGUUAUUUGACGGAGAGGACCCGCUGCACCCGAGCUUCACCAAGAUCAAGCAGCUCUACGAGCACGCAGACCCAAAUUUCAAGGGCCGCUACACGGUCCCGGUGCUGUGGGACAAGAAAACAGAUACCAUGGUGAACAACGAAAGCUCUGAGAUAAUCCGGAUGUUCUACUCGGAAUUCGACGACCUCCUGCCGAAGCACCUGCGCGAGAGCACCACGGAGGCGGCAGGCGGCGGCAUGUUCCCCGAGAGGCUGAGGGGCGAGAUUGAGGAGAUGAACGAAUGGGUGUACAACACGGUAAACAACGGUGUGUACAAGACCGGGUUUGCGACCAGCCAGGAGGCUUACGAAGCCAACCUAUAUCCCUUGUUCGAGUCGCUCGACAGGCUGGAGGACAUCUUGGCCAAGCACGGCAAGCCAUACCUCUUUGGCGAUCACAUCACUGAGGCAGAUGUCCGGCUGUACACAUUCGACGUUGCAUAUCACAGUGUAUUUAUGUGCAACAGGAAAUCGAUCCGCCACGACUAUCCAAACCUGUACCUGUGGCUGCGUAGGCUCUAUUGGGACAGGGAUGAGCAGGGACAGGCCCACGGGGCUUUCUAUGAGACGACGGAGCCGUACUUGAAAUACUACGGGCAGGGCUACGCUGCGGCAAGAAAUAAGGUUGUAUUCCAGGACAAAGUGCCCUUAAUUGUUGCGGCUGGGCCUGCCAUUCUGAUAGAUCCUUUGCCCCAGGCCUAA
Messenger RNA from Diaporthe batatas, 1075 nucleotides. RefSeq lists its product as uncharacterized. The record is from RefSeq and is a predicted model, not a curated record. Lineage: Eukaryota; Fungi; Ascomycota; Sordariomycetes; Diaporthales; Diaporthaceae. Bases 101 to 1075 code for a protein of 324 amino acids. The transcript is spliced from 3 exons. Gene Ontology annotation, molecular function: glutathione transferase activity. Gene Ontology annotation, cellular component: cytoplasm.